Molecule: messenger RNA, 6054 nt
Organism: Ictalurus furcatus (blue catfish)
Lineage: Eukaryota; Metazoa; Chordata; Actinopteri; Siluriformes; Ictaluridae
Exons: 4
Coding region: 81-1814 (577 amino acids)
Source: RefSeq, a predicted model, not a curated record
UUCUCUACCCACCGUCGGACAACUGUCCGACGCUAAAGCGUGGCGACACUCACUCCACAGCCAGCACGCUUGUUCUACAAAUGGAGCAUGAAAGAGAACAAGGCAAUCUUAGCCGGUGUCUUAGGCUGGCCCAAGAGAGAGAGGAGCUGGAGCGAGAGUUGCGAAAGUACACUCUGGAUCGGAACUUUGAAGUCAAGAGAGGUGGGUCACUCCGAGUGGAGUGCAAGAGAGGAAUUGCAGAGAAUGAUGAAACAGCCUGGAAAAGCAGAGGACCAGGAUCCUUGCAUGUUACACAACUGUCCAACAGAGAGCAGUGUCUAUCCAGUAACACUAUUAUUCCAAGAGUAAGAGCUUCCUCUUGUAUUCCGUGGGAGGCUGGAUAUAUAAUGUCUCCCAGUAAUCUGGUAAAAGCACAGAAUUGCCAUGAAAGUACUUUUGAGUGCCUGAACAACUCUCAUUUAAACCAAAUGUCAAACCACAGAAGGUCUAAAAGUCUAGAGCGAGGGGAGCCCCAAAGAUCACGUGUUAAAGAUCAGCGGCGAAGACGAACCAUGACUGAAGGUGCCCCUGUCAAUUCUGAUAAUAAACCUUUAGACUCAACACUGGAAAGAUCUCAUUAUAGUGUGGAGGGCAGCCUGAAGAAUCCUGUAGCCUACAGUCGCAGUCAACAGCAUGUUUUCCCAAGAAUGAGUCACUUGGGAGAUACACAGCAAGGAGGAAAUGUGGAGAAAAGCAGAGGACGGGCUGGCUGUGCAACUGAUUAUGUGGAGAUGUGUGUGGAUGAGCCAGAGAUACAGGCUCAUACUCGCUUAACGAGGUCCAUGCCAAGGUCCAUGGAUUCUCACAGACCCAGUUUAUAUCAGCUGCAGAUGGAGACAGAAAGACAAUCAGGGUACAAAACCAUUCAGAGAGGCUUGAGAAGAGACUCCGAGAGGAUGAGUAGUGGGUCAAGUAGAACCCUUCCCUCAAAACAUCGACAAAGACCGGCUUCCCAGAAUGGUCUUAGUGGGGAAUCCCAAGAUAUAAAUCACCACAAAAGUGCCCCUAGUUUGGAUGAUAAAAAGUACAGUGAGCAAUUCCUGCCCCCUGACGCCUGGAUUGACUCCCUAAGCAUGGCGCGAAAUUCCUCCCUGUCUCCUUGUCCAAGUGGAGAGGAGAACCAGGUGACCCAGAGUCAAGAAACUGAACCGUGUGCACCUUCAGAAAAUCAGCUUCGAGACUCCUAUCGUCAGCAGGCCUCUAAUGGUGCCUCUACUGCAGAUCAAGACUGCCAGCGCCACAGUCCGCCUUCCGUGCCUCUAGAGGGUUCCCACUGGCCUCCGAUGCACUGCUAUUCCCCAGAACCCGAGGGAAGUUGCCGGAGCUAUGCCAGCCAUAGCAGUGGCAGAGGAAGUAUGGAUCAGCCGAGCAGCAGGCAGUCUCUGUCUUUUAGCCCACCUCUAAACAGCUCCCUAGAGAUCCCCGAGGAGAGCGAUAGAGACGAGGCUGGCCAGCGCUCGCUACAUAAAUGCUCCAGGAGAGAUUCCGUCGAUGAGAACUACGAGUGGGACUCUCACUACGACUCCGUGAACUCUAAUGACCUCAAAACUUCAAUGAGCACAGUAUGCCUGCAGGGGGAGAUCCUGAGCAAGGGAAGACGGAGGAGUGCGGCGAACGACAGCAGGUUGGCCUUAAAGCAGGACAAGAGAGGUCUGUACCGCUCGGUUAGCAUUUUGCCCCCCAGCUGUGAAGAGUCUCUCCUGGAGCGGGAAAUUCAGCACGGCUCCAUGUCCUACUCUGAUCCUAAUCCUGCUGCUGAGGCGGUGUUAUUCUGAGUCUUAACGGAUCCUCUGGACCAAACAUGGUGGACCUCGAAACACGAGAGACUCCAUAACGUCGAUGAGAAACCAACAAAGACGCGGGACCCGUUUUUCGCGUUCAGUGUUCGAAGUUUCCUCGCCGCUUUCGCUUUCCGUUCCGCUCUACGCGACUUUAAACGCCUGUCGGGCGAAAUUAUGCAAACGAAGACAGCCCGAUACUUUCCCGGACAAAUCCAGCUGUCAUGACAUCUCCAGUGACAUUUGAAUUCGGGAUAAUUUCCCCGUGGGAUUGAGGAGAGCGACUCCGAUUGGUUGCACUCACCGGUCUCAAAGGAUGAAGGAAAUGAAUCCCUCGUUUCAUCACUCGUCUGAGAUUACACCGAGGAGCAAAGUGACUCAAGAAACCUGCUCCAAAUAAACUGCCGCGCUCUUUCGGCACUGCGAUUCACACUUCCUGUACCUGCGAAAUGAAAGAGAACGAAAAAAAAAAAGUUCAUGCCAAGGAUGGAACAGGUCUAAAUCGAGGAAGGUUGCCAGUCCAUGUGGUCAGAUUCGGGUAUUUUCGAGUGCUUCAGAUGCAGUCCGAAGCAAACUUUCCGCAUGGCGGUUAGCCGCGGACUAGGAUAUCGAUCCGCGCUCGGAGACCGAGCAGUGGGAUUAAAAGCCUGGUCAGUUGUGAGUAAAAGUUCUAACGUGAAAGCUUUCUUUUUGCACUCCUUGCCUUUGGGAAUAACAUGAGAGGACGCAAACCGCGAUCGGUGCUCUGAGGGCGUAAGAGGUGAUCCAUUAUAUAAUGUGAAAAUGGCUUGAUGGAAGGCAGAGCUCUCUUUUUCAAAACAAAGCAGAAACUUACAUGAAGGAUUACAGCGAAAAGGACAGCCGAGAUCAGACUGUUAACUGUUUACGACACUUUUACAGUCAAUAUAUUCGAUAUAUUUUCCACAUUUACUUCCAGACACUUUAUCCUCAUUUAUGAAAACGUACACGAAUGGAUUGAUUAGUCAGUUAUUUGCAGGGGGAUUUAGACACGAAAUGUAGUUUCAUGAAAAUCCAGUCGUAUUUGUGUACAUUUAUAUCACUUAAGGAGAGUCACUAAUGGGAACCUCGAUUGAUCAGCUUCAAAACAUAUAACCGUUGAUGAGUUGCUUCGAUUUUAUAAUAUGGAUUACUCUGUCAAGUUGACCUCACUUAUUCAUUUCCAUUACACACCUCAGUUCCUGGGCGCACGGUAGCUUAGCGGUUAGCACGUUCGCCCUAACCUUAACCCUAACCCUGCCCUCUCUGGGCGGAGUUCGCAUGUUCUCCCCGUGCUGCGGGGGUUUCCUCCGGGUACGCCGGUUUCCUCCCCCAGUCCAAAGACAUUCAUGGUAGGCUGAUCGGCAUGUCCAAAGUGUCCGUAGUGUAUGAAUGUGUGUGUGAGUGUGUAUGUGAUCGUACCCUGCGAUAGAUUGGCACCCCGUCCAGGGUGUACCCCGCCUUGUCCCCUGGGAUACUCUCCAGAUUUCCCCACGACCCAGUAGGACAAGCGAUUAUAGAAGAUGGAUGGAUAGACCUCAAUUCCUUGACUUCUAGAAUAGAAAACAUCUAUUCACGAAUACUAGCCGUUUAAUUAAAAUAAAAGACAAACAAAAAAAAAAAAAAAGAGGAGGAGUUAUUGUGUGUCUGUGGUAGCUGCAGUGGCUGAGCUGCAUUACUGGAUUUAGAAGAUUUGGAGCAUACCAUGCUUAAGAGGCGCUCGUCCACCGUUUAGUCGUCAUUCUUAGUCACUCCCUAUGAGGGUUGCCUUUUAUGGAGUUUUGUAGGCGUGGCUGAAUGUAAAUCUGUCACGAAGACGCUCUGUAGUUUACAGAUGAUUGGUGGUUGUCGGCAAACGCACGAGUACGGAAAACAUCAGUGUGGUUCUCUGUAUUUUUGUAAAUCUAUUGGGAAUAUUUAUCUCUGGUAUUUAAUUCCAAUAUUUACUUGACCUAUGAAAACAAAGAUUGAUAAAUGAGGCCCGCCGUGCAAUUUAUUACUAUUAUUAUUAUUUUUUUUUAAAUAUAAAAGUCAGCCAAAGCACACGGUUUGCCAGAUAUAAUUCUUUUAUAAAAACACAGGAUGUUGAAUAGCUCGUUAAAUGUCAGCUCAGUUCCCAGGGGAUCACACACACACACACACACACACACACACACACUUUAAACUCCUUUAAACUCUGUGGACAUGGUCUCAGCGUACAGAUUCACACCGAGAGCAUCAAUAUCUCCAUUGAAACGGUCAUUAAAGUAGCCACACCGAUCGCGACAUUAUUCUGUUUUAACGUCGUGAGAAAGAAGCCCGGAAAGAGACGGGACUGUACGACUUAAAACGUACAAAAACGUCGACAAUUUCCAAUUUAGACUAAUACUGCGGAGUUAUCGCAGACUGUAACGCACCACAUCGUGCGGUGUUUUCCGAAACCCCGAGAUUCCACAUCCAAACAUUUCCGCUCAUCGGCGCUGAAAGCUGAAAAAAACCAACAAAACCGCGGAGCGAUUCGGGAAACGCUGACGCGCCUCAGAGAGUCGCUGAAACAGAGUCAUUUGGCUUUCAGGGUUUCGUGAAAGAGAGGAUUAAGUAUAAUUACACAUUGUAGGAUUUCACACACGGUAAUCUUACUUGAAAGCUUCUGUCGCUGAAAAAAAAAAAAAAAAAAAAGAGAGUCAAAGAGUAAGAAUGAAACAACCUGACAGUUUAAAUUUUUUGUCAUAAUUGCAGCUCACGCGGUUACGAAGAAAAGCCUGAAGACAAUCAGAGACGGAAUGAUGGACGUCUCUGGCCUAGUCGUUAUUUUAUCCUGUUUUUAAAAAAAAAAAAAAAAAACUCGCACGGACCUUGUUUUUUGAACUGUUAAAGACCGGAGGAGAAAAAGAAAGGAGAUACAUAGAAGAGAACAAACGGACGAAUAAAUAAAUAAUAAUUGAGAAAAUCAUUUGUAACGAUGAUAUCCAUCAAUCGUGGGAAAAAAUCUCUAUGCUACAUAGGCUACGUUAACAGUUUAGACAUCUAGGCUAAUUAGCUUUCCAUUCACAGCUGUCGGUCCUUUUUCUCCUUUCCUUCCUUCACUCAUCCGACAGCCGGAGAAAUACGACUUCCUGUCAGCUUUCACAGUGUGACCCUUUAACCCGAUUCGUUUGUUUGACGAUGCUAUAAUCAGCACGCCUAUUUCUCGGUGGCGCUAAAAGCAACUUAUCGCUAAUUGUUUGCAAAGCUCCUCACCUUCUAGCGUUACUCACAUGACCCCGGUAAUCAGCUCGAACGGAUGCUAGACAAUCUUCCGAAUCAGGACGUGGAAAAUACAGCAUUGUGUAGAGAAAAAGAAGAAGAAAAACGUCUAACGCUAGCACGACGCGGUCACUUAGCACGCUAGCUCAAACAGCUCCCUGCUGAAAUGUCAGUCAGAGACUUCCUGCCGCUUUAACGCGUUACGAUUCUGUAAAGACGAUGCUUUUCAUCUGCUUUUUAUUCGCUACUUAUUUUAGUUUCCUCUUACUCAGGCGUGACACAAACCAAAAUAAAUGAAUCCAAGAAACUUUUCUAUCGACUACGCCACGCUGAGCGCGAACGCCGCGCCUGCUUCCGAAUUCGGUAGGCCUUAAUCCUGCUGCCUGAUUAACCGGAUUAAUUAAUAAUUUAAUAAUUCACCUUCGAAUCGUGAAAUGAUGUGUAAAAGGAGUUUCAUUACCUGCUUUACCUUCAGCGCAGACAGCGUACCGGUGUUUUAUUCCGUUUCUUUUACGGACAGUUAGGCACACGAGAUGCACGCUCGCCUCAGACUAACCGCGAUCGACAUUUACGCUUAAUCAGGAGAGGUAAUGAAGUGCCACAUUUCCAUCCGGCAUUGUCUUCUAGCAGACACUCAAAAUUAGUCACGGAUAAACGAACGGAUUUAAAAUGUGUGUUUCUCGCCGUUUUAAGCCGUUUCGUAAAGACGUUGCUGUAGGCUGUAGAGCAGGGGUGUCGGAUCUUAUCCGGAAAGGGGCCGGCGUGGGUGCAGGUUUUCAUUCCUACCGAGCGGGAACCACACCCGAGUCUACUGAAAGCUCAAGAUCAGCUGAUUAAACGGGCGGAAUCGGGUGUGGCUCCUGCUCGACUGGCAUGAAAACCUGCACCCACACCGGCCCUUUCCGGAUAAGAUCCGACAGCCCUGCUAUCGGCUACGCAAAGCAUCAAAACCCAUCACGAGAAGCCAGAUCGGAAUGCGUUUUGCGCCACAGCGCUGUUGAAUUCUCCAUUCUGA